CUCGCCGCCGCCGGUGCCCUUCACUCGUCUUCCUCGUGAUUUCCCCGCUGCCGGUCUCUUCCAACUGGGAAUGCUAAAACGGGACUGAUGGACGUGUCCGAACUCUGCAUCCCGGACCCCCUCGGCUACCACAACCAGCUGCUGAACCGAAUGUCCUCCGAAGAUCGGCACCUGGGCUCCAGCUGCGGCUCCUUCAUUAAGACGGAGCCAUCCAGCCCAUCCUCGGGCAUUGAUGCCCUCAGCCACCACAGCCCCAGCGGCUCCUCGGACGCCAGCGGUGGCUUUGGCAUGGCCCUAGGCACCCACGCCAACGGUCUGGACUCGCCGCCUAUGUUCGCAGGUGCGGGGCUGGGAGGCACCCCGUGCCGCAAGAGCUACGAGGACUGUGCUAGUGGUAUCGUAGACGACAUCAAGUGCGAGUACGUGCUCAACGCCAUCCCCAAGCGGCUGUGCCUCGUGUGCGGGGACAUUGCGUCUGGCUACCACUAUGGCGUGGCCUCCUGCGAAGCCUGCAAGGCAUUCUUCAAGAGAACCAUCCAAGGCAACAUCGAAUACAGCUGUCCGGCCACCAACGAGUGUGAGAUCACCAAACGAAGACGGAAGUCCUGCCAGGCCUGCCGCUUCAUGAAAUGCCUCAAAGUGGGGAUGCAGAAGGAAGGUGUGCGUCUUGACCGAGUGCGUGGAGGGCGCCAGAAGUACAAGCGACGGCUGGACUCGGAGAACGGCCCCUACUUGAGCUUACAGAUUUCCCCACCUGCUAAAAAGCCAAUGACUAAGAUCGUCUCAUAUCUACUGGUGGCCGAACCGGACAAGCUGUAUGCUAUGCCUCCCCCUGGUAUGCCUGAGGGAGAUAUCAAGGCCCUGACCACUCUCUGUGACUUGGCAGAUCGAGAGCUCGUAGUCAUCAUUGGCUGGGCCAAACACAUCCCAGGCUUCUCGAAUCUGUCACUCGGGGACCAGAUGAGCCUGCUGCAGAGUGCCUGGAUGGAGAUCCUCAUCCUGGGCAUCGUGUACCGCUCGCUGCCCUAUGAUGAUAAGCUGGUGUACGCGGAGGACUAUAUCAUGGACGAGGAGCACUCUCGACUGGCGGGGCUGCUGGAGCUUUACAGAGCCAUCCUGCAGCUGGUGCGCAGGUACAAGAAGCUCAGGGUAGAGAAGGAGGAGUUUGUGACGCUCAAGGCCCUGGCUCUAGCCAACUCAGAUUCCAUGUACAUUGAGGACCUACAGGCUGUUCAGAAGCUGCAGGACCUGCUGCAUGAGGCGCUGCAGGACUGCGGAGUGAGCCAGUGCCAUGUGGAGCCAUGGAUGACCGGCAAGAUGCUGCUGAUGUGGCCCCUGCGGCAGAAAGCAGUCAUAGCCAUGCAGCAUUUCUACAGUGUGAAACUGCAGGACAAGGUGCCCAUGCACAGACUCUUCUUGGAGAUGCUGGAGGCCAAGGUGUGAUGGCCCAGCACAUGGAUGGAUGGACACGUUCCAUGGUGGAGACCUCCACAGCCACCAGC
Onychomys torridus (southern grasshopper mouse) is the source of this 1502-nucleotide messenger RNA. It is a transcript of the gene Esrrb, whose product is annotated as estrogen related receptor beta. Gene Ontology annotation, biological process: regulation of DNA-templated transcription. Gene Ontology annotation, molecular function: sequence-specific DNA binding; steroid binding; nuclear steroid receptor activity. The record is from RefSeq and is a predicted model, not a curated record. Lineage: Eukaryota; Metazoa; Chordata; Mammalia; Rodentia; Cricetidae. Gene Ontology annotation, cellular component: nucleus.